AUGCGGCAGGCCGAGAGCAUCUCCACGUCCGAGGCGUUGCGGCGCGUGUACGCCGAGGGCGGCGGCACGUUGGGCGGCGGCGUGAGGCGGCUGUACCGCGGCCUCCCCUUUGCGCUACUGCAGACGCCGCUCACUCGCUUCGGCGACACCACUGCCGGCAGCGGCCUGCUCCUCUCUCGCUAUCACCACCGCGCAUUCUUGGACCCACCCGACCCAGCUGGAGCAGCGAGGCACACGGAAGAGCCGAUCACGGUAGGCGCUGCGUCGGUCUGGAGGAUCGGCCUCACUCCGGUCGACACGCUCAAGAGCACGCUGCAGGCGCGCGGCGGCGAGGCGGAGUCCGACCAUCGCAAGUUCCUCACCUACAACGCGCUCGACGAGCGGCUGCCCGCCUCCCCCGAGGGCGAGGUCGCCUUGCGCCUCUGCCGCUCCGCGCUGCUCGGCGUCGCCGCCUCGUGUGUGUCAGACUGCACCUCGAACUCUCUGCGCGUGCUCAAGACGCGCCGGCAGACGGCGGCCAACUCGACCUCGUACCUCGACGCGGCGCGUCGGAGACUCGUCGACGAGGACGGAGCGCGCGAGAUCGUCGACGAGGACGGCUGGGCAGCGCUCUUCGUGCGCGGGCUGGGCACGCGGCUGCUGGUCAACGCGCUGCAGGCGGCACUCUUCACCGUCCUGUGGAAGACAAUCGAAGACGUGCUCGUGAACGGAGGCGGCCCAGGCUGGCUCACAUUCGCAGCAGCUGGAAGCCCCGGCCUGUAG
This is a messenger RNA of Emiliania huxleyi CCMP1516, 762 nucleotides long. RefSeq lists its product as hypothetical. Lineage: Eukaryota; Haptophyta; Isochrysidales; Noelaerhabdaceae. The transcript has 6 exons. The record is from RefSeq and is a predicted model, not a curated record. Bases 1 to 762 code for a protein of 253 amino acids.